CACGCAGAGACCUCGGCAGGAGCCAAAGGCGCAGCACCCGCGGCAGCCAUGGAGGGACAAGUGUGGGCGCUGCUGUGCUGGCACGCGCCGGGGCGGUCGGCGUUGGCGCUGGCGGCGGCGUUGGUGGCCGUGGGCUCCCUGGGGCGCUUCGGGGCGCUGAGCGUCGGUGCCCACGCGGCGUUGGCCGUCCUGGCUGUCACCGUCCCCCUCCACCUCUACCGCGCCGCUCUGCGGGCGCUGCGCCGGGUGCCACCUACCCCUGCCCGGAUGGGGCCGGAGGUCGCCGUGGGGCUGAGCCCCGAGCAGCAGCGGCGCUGGGCGCGGCGCCUGGCGCGACACCUCAGCGCCGCCCUCCGCACCCUCACCCGACUCUUCCUGGUCCACAGCCUUCCCGAAUCCCUCAAGUUCGCCUUCUUUUUCUACCUUCUGACCUACGUUGGGGCCGUCUUCAACGGGGUGACCCUGCUGGGAGCAGGCAUCAUCUGCGCCUUCACCUUCCCCGUGAUCUACCAGCACCAUCAGGCGCAGAUCGAGCAGAGACUGCAGCUGCUGAGGAGCCACCUGGGCCACCUCCGGGCCAGGAUCCGGGCCACGGUCCCCAGUGCCAAACUGGAGAGGCAUUGACCCUCCCAGUGACACUCCGAGGUGACAGUUGGGGGGGGGGG
Cuculus canorus (common cuckoo) is the source of this 665-nucleotide messenger RNA. It is a transcript of the gene RTN2, whose product is annotated as reticulon 2. The coding region runs from base 49 to 624 and encodes 191 amino acids. The transcript is spliced from 8 exons. NCBI's taxonomy places the organism in Eukaryota, Metazoa, Chordata, Aves, Cuculiformes, Cuculidae. The record is from RefSeq and is a predicted model, not a curated record.